Molecule: messenger RNA, 1834 nt
Organism: Manduca sexta (tobacco hornworm)
Lineage: Eukaryota; Metazoa; Arthropoda; Insecta; Lepidoptera; Sphingidae
Gene: Pus1
Product: tRNA pseudouridine synthase A
Exons: 7
Coding region: 128-1645 (505 amino acids)
Biological process (GO): mRNA pseudouridine synthesis; tRNA pseudouridine synthesis
Cellular component (GO): nucleus
Molecular function (GO): pseudouridine synthase activity; RNA binding
Source: RefSeq, a predicted model, not a curated record
CUGUGCAAAUGUCAUAAAUGUCAUCCCAGAGGGCCUAGCACUAGGAGUCUGUAUGAUCCACGUCUUUUAUAAAUACUUAGUAAACUCCAUGUUAUACAAUAAAUAAAUGCAAUAAAAUAUUGUAGGUAUGUCCGUAACGUUAUUCCGAUUAUUUGUUAAUAACUUGAGACAGAAUUUGCCGCGGCAUCCUGUUAGAACAGUCCCAAUCCGCAUCAUGUCUGCCACUGACGUAGCAAUGGAGAUAAAAGAGCCAGAAGACACAGAUUUAGUGCGAAGCAAGAAAGCAACCAGGUACAAAAAAAGAUUCAUGAAACGCAAAUGGGAUGAUGAAAGAAAAACGGAAGGAGAAAGCACUGAGAAGAAACCAUAUGAAAGGAUUAAGAAGAAAAAGAUGGCCAUGUUACUUGGUUACUGUGGUGUUGAUUACUUCGGUAUGCAAAGAAAUCCAGGAGUCAGAACCAUAGAAGAAGAUCUUUUAAAAGCUCUGUAUGAGGCCAAGUAUAUAACAGAGGAAGAAUUCAACACUGCACAGAACACACAGUUUCAGAGAAGUUCUCGGACCGAUAAAGGAGUUUCGGCAGCCAGGCAGGUUGUGUCACUUAAACUGCCAUUGCAAGUGGAGGUAGAGGAAAUAAACAAAAGGUUACCAGAAUGCAUUAAAGUUUUCGGUAUAAAGCGAGUAACAAACAAAUUCAAUUCAAAAUCUAAGUGCAAUGCCAGGACAUACAGUUAUACAUUACCAACUUAUGUGUUUGAGCCAAGCCUUGAGGAUGAGGUUUCGAGGAAGCAAUACCGGAUACCAUCAGAGAAGUUGGAUAAAGUAAAUAAUGUAUUAGGAGUGUAUAAAGGGACAAAGUCGUACCACAAUUUUACAGAGAAGAAACAUUUUCAAGAUCCAUCUGCAUCGCGGUACAUGAUGGGCUUCUGUGUGGACCGAGUUUUCGUACAUUCAGACAUGGAGUUUGCCGUCUUGGUAGUUAAGGGUCAAAGUUUCAUGCUGCAUCAAAUAAGGAAGAUGAUUGGCCUCGCGCUUGCCGUGCUCCGUGGUCAUGCCGACCCUUCGAUAAUGGAGAAGGUUUUCGGAAAGGAAAAGGUCAUGAUACCUACUGUUCCAGGCCUUGGAUUGGUUUUGGAUAAGGUCCAUUAUGAUAGAUACGAUGCUAAAUUUGGAUUGACACAUGAAAAGUUAAUCUGGGAUGACCAAGAGGAUACAAUACAGAAAUUUAAAAUGGAUUACAUAUACCCAAAUAUAGUUAAAGGGGAAAUUGAAGGCAAUAACUUUGCCAUUUGGUUAGAAAAACUAAAGCUACACUCUUACGAGCCUUCGGAUAAUGUGCCAAAUGAGGUAGAAGAAGCAGGUGAUGAUGAUGACGAUGACGAUGAUGCAGAUGAUGAUGAUGAAGAUGAAGAAAGUGACAAGAAAAAUGGUAUGAAUAAACCAAACAAACUAGUCAAAGAUAAACAACUGACAGAUGGCGGAACUGAAGCAAAAGUAGUCGAUGUUUCAAAGGAUGCUGCUAUUGAAGAAAAAUUAGAUGACUUAACUAAAAAGGAUGAUUCUGUAGAAAUGACAGCUGAUGAACAAGUUAAAACAAGUAGUGAGAAUGCAAAUGAACAAAUUAAAUCUGAUGCUAAAGAUGCAUAGGUAAUUGAACUUGAGUCUGCUUGUGAAUGAGUGAUGUUACUUAUAUGUGAUAAGUCUAAGUGGAUUUUAGCUAUAAUUUUAUUAUGAUGUGAGCAAAAUCUGGUAAUAUACACAAUAAAAUGGCUCCUGAGCAUUUUCAUUUUUUUUUAAUUUACAGUAAAUCAUGUUUUAAUAAAGGUGAAGUGAAGA